This is a messenger RNA of Diorhabda sublineata, 3901 nucleotides long. Its product is annotated as flap endonuclease GEN. The record is from RefSeq and is a predicted model, not a curated record. Gene Ontology annotation, molecular function: four-way junction DNA binding; 5'-flap endonuclease activity. NCBI's taxonomy places the organism in Eukaryota, Metazoa, Arthropoda, Insecta, Coleoptera, Chrysomelidae. Bases 241 to 2343 code for a protein of 700 amino acids. The transcript is spliced from 7 exons.
ACAGUAAUAUGUAAUAUGUUUUUCCAGUUCGCGAAUGUUUUUCUUUUAAAUAUAUUUAUUUCGACUUAUAAUUUAUCACUUGAAACGGUUGAGAGUUUUUUAAUUUCUUUUAUAACAGAAUCAGAAAUCGAUACUAUAGAUGGAUAUCGAACAGAUUUUGGAUUUGUUAGAAACAAAAAAGAAGAAUAAGACGUUUGUCAAUUUGUUUUGAAUCUGGUGAGGAAAAGCAAUAACAGAAAAAUGGGUAUAAAACAUUUGUGGAGUAUUUUAACUCCUUUUUGCGAAAGGAAACCUUUGUUUGAACUUCAUGGAAAAACUGUUGCCGUAGAUUUAUCCUGCUGGAUAUGUGAAGCCCAAAAUAUUGCAGAAUAUCAAAUACAGCCCAGAAUGUAUUUAAGAAAUUUGUACUUCAGAACUUGCUACCUUCUACUGCUAGAUGUAAAUCCUGUUUUUAUUUUGGAAGGUAAAGCACCAGAAUUAAAAUAUGAAACUAUUGCUGCUAGAAAUGCCUUACAAUUUAAAGGGGCAAAACCUAAAGCAGAUGGUAUAAAAACCGGCAAAGACAGAUCUAAAUUUAAUUUUAUUUUGAAAAGAUGCCAAGAAAUGCUCCAUUUGAUGGGACUUUCGUGUAUAGUAGGAAAGGGAGAAGCUGAAAGUUUAUGUGCAUAUCUUAACGAUGAAGGGUUAGUGGAUGGUUGUAUAUCACAAGAUUCAGAUUGUUUCGCUUAUGGUGCUAAAGUAGUUUAUAGAAAUUUCUCAGUUACUUCUCAAGGGGCUAAUAAAUCAAGUGGUGGUGCUGUUGAUAUCUAUGAUAUAGCAAAAGCCAAUGAAAGUAUGAGUUUUGGUAGAAAUAAAAUCAUUGCAAUGGCCUUGUUUUGUGGAAGUGAUUAUGGUGAUGGUGUCCAUGGAAUUGGGAAAGAAACUGUAUUGAAAUUCUUCGAAGAUUUAUCAGAUGAAGAGACAUUAAACAGGAUACGUUCUUGGAAACAAACUCCUGAAGUAUAUGAGGAAUAUGAGAGGUUGAUAUCUGAUAAAAAUAUAUGUACAUCCUGCGGACAUCGUGGGAAGAUAAAUGCACAUAAUAAAAGUGGUUGUGGCCCUUGUGGAAUGAUGAAAGGUUGUUCCGAUAAAGAAUACAAAAUGAAAAGAUUCAAGAUAAAAAAUGAACUGCAAUUGAGAAGUAAAGCUUUACUGGAUCCCAAUUUUCCAAACGAAGAUUUAAUUAGAGAAUUCUUAUCAAAAAAAGAGAGAAUUUCUAAACUAGAUCUUGAAUGGAAGAAACCAAAUUUAGUGGAAUUUGUACGCUUUACCACGAAAUAUUUGCAAUGGGAAGAAAUUUAUGGAUUUGAAAAGAUACUUCCUAUUUUAACUCGGUGGCAAUGUCUUAAUUAUGAAAAUCUGGAUUCAGAGAAGACCAACGGCAUUGUAUAUCCAGAUUACAUAAAAAAAAUACGAAAUCCGAAAGGUGUUCCCAGUUAUGAAAUAAUUUGGUCAGAUCCGCAAGGAUAUUUUACAAAUCUCAUUCCCAAAGAACAAAUCGAAGAUUCCAAUACGAAUGUGGAAGAACUGUGGUCGACGAUAGAACGUCAAGACUUAAUUAAUAAAGCUUAUCCAGAAUUAGUAGAAACGUUUCAAGAAAGUAAAAUUAAACCGAAGAAAUCUACUAGAAGAAGAAAAAAAGAUGCUACUAUAGAAGGGAUUGAAGGAAUGAUGAAAAAUACUUCAAUUUCAGAGCCUAAAAUCAAGAAAUCGAGGAAGAAAAAGGAAAACCAUGAAAAAAUCCAACAACAAAUAAAGAAACCUACAGUGUUGGAUAAUUUUUUAAAAAAAGCGAUAUUGAAAAAUCACAGAGAUAAAAAUAAUUUGAGAAAUGAAAUUGAUUAUCAUACUUCAACACCAUGUAAAUCGUCAACGAAUCUAAUGGACAUUUCAAGAUUCGGUGAUGAAGAAGAUGAUUCUGAUCUGUCAGAUAUAAUCGAUAAUAUUAUUUCUCGAAAACCAGCUGGUAUACAAGAAAAUUUAGUAAAACUGAAAGACGUUGUCAACUUGGAAAAUGAAAUAGGUGACAAAAAUUCCUCGAGUUUCUUCAUUACUGGACCGGUAGAAAAUGACUUGUUUGAAAAAACUUUUAAUGAAAUGUUUCACUGUGAUACUGACAGUACUGUGGAAUAUGAAUAUGAUAAGCUUGAAUUUUCAGAUGACACUGAACCUGAUCAAAAGGAAGAUAAAUCUGAAGAAAAUAAUGAAAUAGUAAACGAAGAUAUCAAAAGUGAUGAAAAAGAUGAAUACAGUUUUUGUAAUAGUUAUGUACCGUUAAUAGAAAGGAUAAAAAAGAAAAUGUAACCGUGAAAAACUCGAAUUUGUUAAUAUACGAGGUGUUUUCAAAGUAAUCGACGUCUAAUGGAUUGAGGAAACUAAUAAAAGAACCAAAGAUUAGUACAGAAAAAUGAUAUUUAAUGAUUUGCAUUGAAUUAUCUUCUUUAACUUCUAACAACUGAAAAUGGUAAUUUGAAGUGAUUGUUUAGAUUUUGCAGAAGAAAAAGAGAGAUGUCAACGUCAUUUUAGAGAAAUAUAGUGAUUGUUGGAUAGUUUUUACCAAUAAUAUCAAGAAUUUUUCACAAAAUGAAACAAAACAGGAUGUUAAAGAAAAAUAAACAAGAAGUUCUAUGAAAUACCACAAUAUCUUACUUGGUAUGUAGUAUAUAAUGGAAUAAUCAUGUACUAAAGCAGAAUAAAAAGAACAUAUUAAGAAAAAUUAGAGUGGAGAUGCAGUAAAAGACCUAGAAUAUAAAUAGAAUUAAAAUAUACAUGAAACGGAAAAGAAAUGAAUAAAUUUCAUUUUUCUAUAUGAACUGUAGUGUAUUUGCUCUUAAUUAUCUUGUAUGACUUCUAACGAAUGAAAAUAAGUGCUAAUUUGGAUUCUGUAAAGAAAAAGAAAGACAUUGAAGUCAUUUUAGAUAAAUAUGAUGUUUGUUGGAUAGUUUUGACCAAAAAUUAUAAGCUUUUUGAGAAGAUACCACAGUUUCUCAAUUGAUACGUAGUGUACAAUAGAAUAAGCAUGUACUAAAGCAGAAUAAAAGGAAAGUGGCAAGAAAAAUAGAGCAAAACCCUCAUAAAAGAUGAAGAAUACAAGUGAGUUCAGAAAUGACAUGAAACAGCAAAACAAACAAAUCAGCUAAAUACAAUUUUCAUUUUUCCAUAUAUACUGUACUAUAUUUGCUUUGAAUUUUCUUUUCCGAUUUCUAACGAAUGAAAAUAGGUACUAAUUUGGAUCUGUAAAGAAAAAGAAAGACAGCGACAUCAUAUUAUAGAAAUAUGGUGUUUGUGGAACAGUUUUGACCACAAAUAUUAAGAAUUUGUUACAAAAAGAAACAAAGCAGAACAUGCAAGAAGAAUGACCAAGAAUUUGUAUGAUAUUUGAAGAAAUUCCACAGUUUCUUUCUUAGUAUGUAGUGUAACUAUCAUCUUGUAACCAUGGAAGAAGCAUAUAUUAUAAGAGAGUAAACAAAAAAGAUCAAGAAACAAUAGAGUGAAGCUGCAGUAGAAGAUCUAGAAGAUAAGUUAGUCUAAACCUGGAAUUAAUUAAGAAAGGCAGAAAUCAAUGAUCUACAUACAAUUUUGUUCUUUUGAUUUACACCAGUCAUUGUUUAGUUUGUUUAAAACGCUACAUCUAUCUUAAAUUUUGUAUUGCAACAUUUCAUUUUUGAUAUUUCUACCCAAUCACAUAUUUUUGACGAGAAUCUCCAUAUUCUCCCAAAACUUAAAUUACCACUUAGAAUUACCAGGUUUCAAUUCAUAGAGCAUUGAAGUCGGUUCCUGAAAAUGUGCUUAACUUUAUAUUUUGGAGAGACAUCUUUUAAAGGCGAUUUAAUAAAUUUUAAUAUUUAUGGUGUUCCAUUGA